AUGGAGAACAAUUUAAGUCGUAGUGGGAGCCAUUCAAGCUCCGUUUGCGAAUUAGAAAAAGACUUAAGUGAUAUGGAUAUUAUGAAAUCUAGGACGAAUCGACGCAACGUAAUGGUUCGAUCACAACCAGCACGAAAAGCAAAACGAAUCAGGUUUUUUCGAAAUGGUGAUAAAUUUUAUUCAGGAGUCAUAAUUCCAGUCUUGCCAGAACGAUACAGAUCAUUUGACAGUUUAACUGCAGACUUAACAAGGGUUUUAGUUGAUAAUGUUACAUUGCCUAGCGGUGUUAGAACAAUAUAUUCUUUAGAAGGUAGAAAAGUAGGAAAACUGGAUGACUUAGAAGACGGUCAGUCAUAUGUUUGCAGUGGGUUUGGGGAACCGUUUAAGAGAUUAGAUUACGAAGCCAGUGCUGUAACACCUCAGUCAUUUAGACUGAGUGGGCCGGAGUCUCUCAGUGACAGUGCAAGCCCUUCACCAGCUAGAGCUAAUAACCGACUGUCCCGAUACUUGCAGACAAAUGGUAGUAAUUCUACCGGCAAUGGGACACCAAGAGUUAGCCCCGCUGGUGACAAUGUAAUCCGGCCCCGUAUAGUUACUAUUAUUAGAAAUGGAGUGAAACCCCGCAAGGUGUGCAGAUUGCUAUUGAAUAAGCGCAAUAGCCCAACUCUUGAACAUGCCUUGGCAGCAAUCACCGAUUGUAUUAAACUAGACACGGGUUGUGUUCGCAAAGUAUUUACACAAACUGGCACACCUGUUACCGCUCUACACCAGUUUUUCGAAGAGGAAGAUGUAUUUUUUGCAUAUGGAAGCGAAAGAGUCAAUCAAGAGGAUUUUGAACUGGAAUUUGAAGAAAGUAAGGCAGUUUUACAAUGUAGAAAAAGUAAAUGCAAUGCAAUUUCUAGAAAUAUAAGGUCGGGCCCAAAGCCUCGCAUGCCGGUGCGGCCGGGCGGGGCGGGCGCGGCCGCGGCCGCGGCCGAGGGCGCGGGGGCGGCGGGCGACGGCGACGCGCCGCUAGCUGGCCUAUUGCCCCAGCCGCUGCGCCUCAAGUACAGCGUCGGCAAGAUCAUAGGUGAUGGCAACUUUGCAGUUGUAAGAAUAUGUAAGGACAAAACGAAUGGAAAGGAGUAUGCUCUCAAAGUUAUUGACAAAGCAAAGUGCAAAGGCAAAGAACAUUAUGUUGAAGCAGAGGUGCGUGUAAUGAGAAAGCUUUGCCACCCUCGCAUAGUUUCACUUAUUGAAGAUCAAGACAGUCCCGAAUGGCUGUUCCUCGUCAUGGAACUAGUUAGCGGUGGAGACUUAUUCGAUAGUAUCGCAGCUGCUUCUAAAUUUUCCGAGCCUCAAGCGCGUUUGCUAAUAGGUCACCUAACAUCAGCUAUUGCAUACCUACACUCGCUUUCUAUCGUGCAUCGAGACAUCAAACCCGAAAACCUUUUGGUUGAAGUAGGUCCUGACGGUAGUAUACGUGGACUGAAGCUAGCUGACUUUGGACUAGCGGUGGAAGUGUGGAGGCCGCUGCACGCCGUCUGCGGGACGCCGACGUACGUGGCGCCAGAGAUCCUGCUCGAGACUGGAUACGGGCUCAAGAUCGACGUGUGGGCGGCGGGCGUGAUCCUCUACAUCCUGCUGUGCGGGUUCCCGCCGUUCUCGUCGGCGGACGGCGACCAGGAGAAGCUGUUCGACGCGAUCCUGUCGGCGCGGCUGGAGUUCCCCGCGCCGCACUGGGAGCGCGUGUCGGCCGGGGCCAUCGACCUCGUCGCCAACAUGCUGCGCCCGCAGCCCGAGCUGCGGUUCGCGGCCGAGGAUGUGCUUGACCACGACUGGAUGUCGGAUGACUACGAUGAGAUGUGCGACUUUCGUACUUGGUACGACGAAGAUUCCUCAUAGCCGCGCGACGCUGGCCGCCCGUCCGACACGUCCGACGGCUGAUCGUCGCCGUCCGCUUGCUGUUUGCGUUGUGCUGCUCACAGGCAUGCCUUCAUAUUAACACCAAUACCAAAGUUAUUCCAUAAUAUAUGUAAUAUAAAAAUUAUCGAAAUAACUGCACGUGUGUUCAAUUUAAAAAAAAAUAUUCGAUCAAAUUAUUGUGGUGCAGUAUCAUUGUUGAUGUUCUGGUUUUUAUACUGAUAUCCUCACUGAUUGACAUGUUAAUAAUUAAUCAUCAAAUGAAUUCUCUAUUUAUUUUCUAUAUGCAUUUUAUGUAUAUUUUUUAAGAGAUGUAGCAUUAAUUAUUAGUAUUUAUGUGGCUGUAAAACCAGUUUUUAUUUAGUAUUAUGUAGUUUUCUUUUUCUUUAAUAUGAUCGGCCGAUAAAUUUAAAUGCAUUUAAUUCUUUGGCUAUCAACAAUCAAUAAAAAAACGAUCUCCAUUAUUGCAUUACUAGGCUACUUAUUUAUAUAUUUUUUACAGAUUAAUCAUAUCUUCAAAUUAGAUUUAUAGCUCUAAGUAGCAUAUCAUGCUCUUUCUCAGAGGCCUAUUGUAAUUGCAUUAGGAGAGAUAUGUUGAAAUAACAGAAACGGCUGUCAAAAAUUAUACAAUACAAACUAUUUGUGUAUGAAAACAAAAAUACCAGUUUAUCGAUAGGGUUAUCUUUUGGACUAGCUUUGGGCUCAUAAAAAUGGUGCAUAUCUUCUACUCUUUAGUUAACUAGUUUUUUUUUAAACAAUAAAACAUUUUUUGUUAGAUAUCAUA
Molecule: messenger RNA, 2686 nt
Organism: Melitaea cinxia (Glanville fritillary)
Lineage: Eukaryota; Metazoa; Arthropoda; Insecta; Lepidoptera; Nymphalidae
Product: serine/threonine-protein kinase GA29083
Exons: 13
Coding region: 1-1884 (627 amino acids)
Biological process (GO): intracellular signal transduction; protein phosphorylation
Molecular function (GO): protein kinase activity; ATP binding
Source: RefSeq, a predicted model, not a curated record